AUGUCUUAUCCACCACCACCUGGGACCUCUAGCCUCCCGCCGCGUCCACCUCCAAGCAUACACGCCUCAACUCAUGCCUUUGCCGGCUUCAAGCCCCGUCAGGUAGCCUCGAGCAACCAACCUAUAGGCGCGCCACCUACAUACUCCGGCGUUCCAGGUGUAUCUACUCCUCCAGCCUACGGCGCUAGCAGACCUUCGCAACAGUCUGCGCCAGCAUACGGAUAUGGCGCGCAAUCUCAGACUUCGUACUCUGCUGCACCGCAGACGACGUAUUCCGCGGGUCCAACUGCUAGCUCAGGAUACAUGAAUCAAGGUUCAUACCAAAGUCAAGGCCAACAUCAACAUCAAAAUCAACAUCAAUAUGGCGGGCAGCACCAGCAGCACCAGCAGCACCAGCAUCAGGGCGGUCGCGGUGGACAUCACCAAGGCGGUCCUCGAAAUUACCAAAAUAGAAACACUCAAAACAAUCAUAAUUCAAAUUUCCCUCCGCUAGACCCAGAGAUGGAAGCCCAGAUUGCGGAACAGCAAUCCAUCUACGACCCCGCUCGUCGAGCACAGCUUGCUGCCGCCGCCGCUGCUGCAAGUAAUACUUCAGGAGCAGACUACAGUGCCAAUCCAUCAGCUUUACCCGACGGUCAACCGGCCCCCGUCCAGCCACAACAGAAGAAAGCAACUGUCGUUCGGUCUGGUGGUGGUCAAACUUGGAAAGACGACUCCCUCCUCGAAUGGGAUCCAGCUCAUUUCCGUCUCUUUGUUGGUAAUCUUGCUGGUGAAGUCACCGACGAGUCUCUUCUAAAAGCUUUUGCCUCUUAUCCAUCCGUUCAGAAAGCAAGGGUUAUCAGAGAUAAGCGUACAACCAAGAGUAAAGGAUAUGGGUUUGUGGCCUUCCAGGACGGAGAUGAUUAUUUCAAAGCGGCGAGGGAGAUGCAGGGAAAGUACAUUGGAAGUCAUCCAGUAUUGCUGAGAAAGAGUACGACAGAAAUUCGUCCAACAGUUGCGAAUAACAAAAAGAAGAACAGUAAGCAUAAAGGAAGCAGCGGCGCCUCAGGGGGCAAUGCUGCGCUCGGGAAGAAAGAAGGAGGUGGUGUGGUUAAAGUCAAGAAGGAGAAAGGGCCUAAAUUGCUUGGCUAA
Molecule: messenger RNA, 1131 nt
Organism: Orbilia oligospora ATCC 24927
Lineage: Eukaryota; Fungi; Ascomycota; Orbiliomycetes; Orbiliales; Orbiliaceae
Exons: 1
Coding region: 1-1131 (376 amino acids)
Molecular function (GO): mRNA binding
Source: RefSeq, a predicted model, not a curated record